Messenger RNA from Chlorella variabilis, 483 nucleotides. RefSeq lists its product as hypothetical. Gene Ontology annotation, cellular component: THO complex part of transcription export complex. The annotation marks the transcript as partial. Gene Ontology annotation, molecular function: mRNA binding. Lineage: Eukaryota; Viridiplantae; Chlorophyta; Trebouxiophyceae; Chlorellales; Chlorellaceae. The record is from RefSeq and is a predicted model, not a curated record. Gene Ontology annotation, biological process: mRNA export from nucleus; mRNA processing. The transcript has 3 exons.
UCCACCCACCUGAAGCUGAUUGCGGAGCUGUACGACAAGUGCCAGGAAGUGUGCACGCAGUACGCCGAGUUCCUGCAGCACGCCCUGGGCCCAGUCGACUACGCCACGCUGCUUCCCUCAAUGGAGGACCUGGCCACCGUGUACUGCAUAGACCCCGAGCUCAUCUUCUCCUUCUACCGCCCCCUCAUCCACUCCAUUGAGCCCCCGGGCGCCCCUCCGGCGCCCGACGACGACGAGGAGGGGCAGAUUGCAGAGGGCGGCAGCAAGCAGGUCGGUACCGCGGUACCGCCUGGGGCUCAGAGCGCCGGCGGCGGGCCAGGUGCAGGGCCGGAGGCGAUGGAAGAGGAAGGGCAGCUGGAGGCGGGAGAGGUGGCGGCUUCGCCGGGCGAGGCCGCGGCGGGCACGGCCGCAGCGGGUGGGCCGGCGGCGGCGCCGGAGGCCGCCGCCGAGGCGGCCAAGCGGUGGGAGGAACUCGAGCAGCAG